Messenger RNA from Brassica rapa (field mustard), 2272 nucleotides. Its product is annotated as WAT1-related protein At1g25270. Gene Ontology annotation, molecular function: transmembrane transporter activity. Gene Ontology annotation, cellular component: membrane. The record is from RefSeq and is a predicted model, not a curated record. NCBI's taxonomy places the organism in Eukaryota, Viridiplantae, Streptophyta, Magnoliopsida, Brassicales, Brassicaceae.
CACCAAGGCAAUGUACAUGUCCAAUAUUUUUUCUCUCUUUUCUUUUAAUAAAAGAUAAAAAGAAAGAUGCUUUUGCAACGACUACAAAAAGAUGCUUCUGCGAACGCUCUUAAGAUCUCGUGGUCGUGGAGGUCCAUUGAUUUUAACGAUAUGGAGCACAAUGGAAAAGGUAUAGGAAUAUAAUUAAAGACGAAGACACGUUGGCUAGAUAAAUAAGCUCAUCCAACUACAAGGGAUAGUUAAUGGUUAGACUGGGUAUCAAAGUACAAUAUAGAAGUUGUGGGCGAAUUGGAGAUAUGUUGAAAGAAGUUAAAGCUAUAAGUAUAAUGCUGGUGGUCCAGUUUAUUUUCGCAGGAAUGUACAUUUUGUUUAAGCUAACGGUCGAUGAUGGUACAAAUCUCAGAAUCCUCGUGGCUUAUCGUCUCUCCUUCGCCACCAUUUCCAUGCUUCCCCUCGCCCUCAUCUUCCAGAGGGAUAAGCGGCCAGAAUUUACAUGGAGACUGCUCUUUCUAGCCUUUCUUUCGGGGAUGCUUGGAGCGGCGAUACCAAAUUUUCUCUAUUUGCCAGGACUUGCUCUUACAUCAGCUACCUUUUCGACUGCGGCCAGCAUCCUUGGUCCGUUGAUCACCUUGGUAUUGUCAGUCGCUUUUAGGAUAGAGACUCUUCGGCUGGGAACGAACGAAGGGAGGGCUAAGCUUGUGGGGACGUUGCUUGGUGCCGGUGGGGCUCUCGUAUUUGUAUUCUAUAAAGGUGUUGAGAUUCAUAUCUGGUCAACACACGUUGACUUACUUAAGAACUCGAACGCUGGUCAAUCUUCUGGCCAAGCCACUGAGAACCACCACAUCUCAAUUCCAGGAGUUCUUAUGGUUUUUGGAUGUAACGUUUCCUUCUCACUUUGGUUAAUAUUGCAGGCAAAAAUAGGCGAUCAACUUGGAGGAAGUUAUUGGAACGUAAGUCUGAUGAAUGCGAUGGGAAGUUUGGUUUGCAUGAUUGUUGCUCUCUGUUCAGAACGUAACUGGAAACAAUGGCGAUUAGGAUGGAACAUCAGCCUUCUUGCUACGGUUUAUUCGGGAGUCGUGGUCUCAGGAAUGGUCAUACCUCUUAUUGCUUGGUGCAUUAAAACAAAAGGACCGUUAUAUGUUACGAUGUUUAGCCCUAUAAGGCUUGUGAUCGUAGCCCUCGCCGGAUCAUUUGCUUUAGAGGAAACGCUUCAUUUGGGAAGUAUAAUUGGUGCAAUGAUAAUGGUGGGAGGUGUAUACCUAGUUAUAUGGUGUAAAAUGAAGGAAGCGAAGAGUGCCUCUGCUACAUUGGACCACAUUGAAACAAACAAGAAUAUCAAAGAAGUGAACCUUGGCAAUCUCUCAGCAAUAAAUAAUAGAGAUGUCCCGUGAACCAACCAUAUAGCUACAUCAUCAAAUAAAGUCCGUAGAAAUGGAAUAUAUAUGGACUACUAGAUGGAGAAUUUGGACAAUGUCUUUGAUUUUUCACCCUGACUUCAAUAUUAAAACACUAUCUAUAACUUGCUACUUAUAUCUCUUAAAAAGCUAUGUUCUAUGUUAUAUCGUGAAAAUUUCUGUCAACUAAUUCAAAUUGCUCAUGAUACAAAUAGAGUCCUAAGUGUGUAGCUAUUUUUAAUCGGCUUAAAUUUAAGAGCAUCAUUAACGAUAAAACUUUGUAGAACCUUCUUUCACAUGUAUUAUAUUGAUAUACUCCUAUAUAACCUUUUUUAUUAAACUUUAAAACAAAAAGAACUUAACCAAUGAAACUGGAAAAGAACAAAUGAAAAGAGAGUAUCUCGAAAGUGGUUGAAAAUCUCUCGCUCAAAAAACAUUUCUUGUGAUUUUCUGUCUUUCUCAUUUUAUGAUUACUUUACCUGUUUGCCCGUUUUUCUUCUCUUUUAUAGAAGACUUCCGACUUCUUUCAAUGAAUAUGUAGCUUUUGCUAUUUGUUCAUCUUGUCAUUUGGGAGUCGUCAGAUAAAAGCAAGGUCUUCUCUGAAUUUUCCUUAGAGACCAGUUCAAUUCGGUUCAUGGCAUGGCUCCUAUAGUGGAAUUGGAUUAGUGUGGUUUAGAGCCUUAAUAAGAGUGUCAUGUCUGGUCCUUCAAUAAUUUCAACUGUGGAUGUUGACGUUCCUUUAUGUCUUUUUAUCAUGUUUGGUUCUAAAUUGUAUUGUUAAGUUCUUAGCUUGUAUAUUUGUUUAUGGUUUUGGGGACUUGCAGUUCAUCCGCCGACUUAAUCUCUAGGGAAGUUUUUUAUUCGGAUAGAUGUUUAUG